This is a messenger RNA of Lindgomyces ingoldianus, 609 nucleotides long. RefSeq lists its product as uncharacterized. The transcript has 9 exons. Lineage: Eukaryota; Fungi; Ascomycota; Dothideomycetes; Pleosporales; Lindgomycetaceae. The record is from RefSeq and is a predicted model, not a curated record. The coding region runs from base 1 to 609 and encodes 202 amino acids.
AUGAAGGAGAUGUGUCGGAUAUUUGGAGGUUCAGCGAAUCGGCCACCAAUAGCAGGCGAUGAGAAUAAAUCAGGGUUGAGAUUGGCGGUUUGGGUUAAGUUCAUGCCAGGACCCACAAAAAGAUACUCGCAGAGUGAGACAUGUCUUUCCGACAUUGCCUCCGGCCAUUCUUGGGAUUUUCUACGCACUACAAUACUGAGUUACCUAAUUGACCCCCUAUCAUACAAUAAGCCCGCCAUGAGUUAUGUGCAGCACUCCAAGCAAUGCAAGCCUCGAGAACAAGUCUCUUUUAAGCCACCCAGCAAUUUAAUCCUUCGGCUUCUUAUCUAUGGUAAAUGUGUACGCCCAAGUGUUCGGCUUAUGGAUAUACGCGGUGGCCUAAACAAAGACUCGUUAGGCCUGAGUUUUAGACUCAUACCGGAUAAGCGGUCAAUCAAGGUUGACUGCGUCGGGGGGAAGUUUUCGUAUCAGCUACUUGAAUAUGAAGCUAUGGAAUUAGGCGAGAAUUUAAGAGAAGUGAAUAAUGGAUGGCUGCAUGCAAUUUUCCAAGCCUCUUCAAUCCGCUUCCCACAGGGGCUAGCUCGAGUGACCUGGAUUGAUGCACUCUAA